This is a messenger RNA of Spodoptera litura, 2678 nucleotides long. Its product is annotated as zinc finger MYM-type protein 3-like. Lineage: Eukaryota; Metazoa; Arthropoda; Insecta; Lepidoptera; Noctuidae. The record is from RefSeq and is a predicted model, not a curated record.
AAUGUGAUUUAUGCAAGAAAACGUCGCAAGUUCUAUACCACUUAACGAUGUCUGAUGCCUCAUUAAGGAAUUUCUGUUCGUACCAGUGCGUCUUGAAAUUUCAGGGUAAUUACUCAAAGCAUACACCUCCGUUAAUACCAGGCGAGGCCAUCGACGAACAGAAAGCGGUGCCCACGGGAUCUCCCAGGCGGAUGUACCCAGCUGCUAAAAAAACGCUCCAAGUCCAGCAGCGUCCAACCCAAUCCUUAACACGAAACGUCCAAUCCUUAGCAGCUCCAUCUCUGCUCAAGCCGGCCAUUAUAGAACAGAAUUCUAAAUGUGUACAAUAUCCCGUACCAGAACCCGAGCCCCCCGUGUCACCCGAAAUACCUCCAUCCACAAAAACCUCUACACCACCAUCAUCACCUCCAUCCACAAAAACCUCUACCCCAGUAACGCCAACACCACCCCCCGCACCACGACCCCGCAAAUUUAAAAUAAUAAAAAUCAUACCUUCAUCAGUAUCAGUAAUAACCAAUAAGGUAACUAAACCUGUAAUGGAGUCUAAAAGCGUGUCAUGUGGACCUGAAAUGUGCACCAAGGAGUGUCAGACAGACCCUAGUUUAGAACGACGUGUACUUAUUCCUGUACCCGUCCCUAUCUACGUCCCUGUACCUUGUGCUAUGUGGUCCCUUCCCUUCCCAGUUCCAGUCCCUAUUCCCAUACCUAUCCCAACACCAGUCUUUAUUCCUACAACUAGAAAUUCAGCUAAAGGUAUCAAGAAGGAGAUAGAAAAGAUCCAGGACAAGAAGCCGCCGAAUCCAUUCGAAGCAGAACUGCUAACGAUGGCGGAAAUGGUGGCCUGUGACAUGAAAAAUGAACAAAGUGACUCUGAUUCUGACGAGGAGAAUGCGGCUACCUUGAAUCCUGUGGCGAAUAUGGGCGAUAACAAUGCCUUUGGCGAAGACAUGCUGCAGAUGGCGUUCAAAAUGGCGACGAACUACGAAGACAAAGGUGUAGACCUUGAAUCUGAGAUGUUAACAAAUACAAUCACACUAGACCUGCGCGCGUCGGCGGCGCCUCGCAAGCGCGCCCCCGGGGCCCCGAACGCGGCGCGCCCCGCUCGCACGUCCAAACGGCGCCGCGCCGAGCCGCCGCCCGCGCCGCUGCCCGACCCGCCGCGGGAGCCGGCCGAGAAACCCGACGCCAACAUGUGCCUCAAGUACACGUUCGGCGUCAACGCGUGGAAGCAGUGGGUGAUGACGAAGAACGCGGAGAUCGAGAAGAGCUCGAUACGACGGAAGCCGUUCAAGUCCGAGAUAUUGCAGCUCACGGCGGAUGAACUCAACUACUCGCUGUGUCUGUUUGUGAAGGAAGUGCGGAAACCAAACGGCAGCGAAUACGCCCCCGACACUAUUUAUUAUUUAGUUUUAGGUAUACAACAAUAUUUGUUUGAAAACGGUAGGAUAGACAAUAUAUUUUCGGAUCCAUAUUACGAAGAAUUCACCGAUUGCCUGGACGAAGUUGCGAGGCGGUUCUCAAUUUUAUACGAUGUCUCACAGUACGUAGUCACCCGAGUGGAAGAGGAGCAUUUAUGGGAGAGUAAACAACUGGGCGCCCACUCCCCGCACGUCCUGCUCUCCACGCUCAUGUUUUACAACACAAAAUAUUUCAAUUUGGUGACAGUAGAGGAUCAUUUGCAGUUGUCUUUCGCUUACGUGUUGAAGCAUAGGAAGCUGAGGAGGGAAGACGCCAUGACACCUGACUCAAGGAAUGAUAUACUAAGAUAUUAUCCUCCACAAUUCGACUUAGAACCAAAUUUAAAAAAGAAAAAGAGAAAGGUGUAUGAACAACGUGCAAAUGAAGCAAAUCCGUUUAGGUGCCCAAUCAAACUUUUUGAAUUCUAUAUUUCUAAAUGUCCCGAGUCGGUGCGCACGCGCAACGACGUGUUUUACUUACAACCGGAGAGAUCCUGUGUACCAGACUCCCCAGUAUGGUACUCUACGCAAGCGUUGAGCAGACAAGCGCUGGCAAAGAUGCUGCAUCGCGUCAAGAUGGUUAAGGAGAUAAACAUCGCGUUACUCACCAGCUAAGAUUACAUCGCCAGUCUGCACACGGCUUGGAAACUAAUGCAGCGAUGCGGUACAAGUUACUGGCACACUCCUACAGAUACAGACUACGUUCAUCGGAGUACCGCGCGAGUGGGCUACAGGUGGCUCUUGCAACGUAUCUUUGACGUCAACCGAUCGCUUAUGAAAUCGGUUAUAUUUCGGAAUUGUGUGAUACAUUCUCAUUAAAAUAAUUAUUGGCGACUUGGGUUGUAUGUUCCUCAGUGCCAGGAUAUAAAGAUUUUAUGUUUGCCCAUGUGUAAAAUUUGAAUAUAAGAUAGAAAUAAGUUGUAAACAAUUCUAAGGUUUUUAAUUGUUAAACAAUUAAAUGUAUAUAAUUAUACACUACUAUGUAAUAAUAAUACCAAUUCAAUUUUAUAAAUUGAGAAAAUUAUAAUAAUAUCUUAAUAAGUCCGAAUGAUUACCAUUUGAACUAGAUCUCAGAACAAUACCUCAGACAUGUUUAUUGAAAAUAAUUAUAGAGUUAUGAUUCGUCUUAUUUUACGCGUUAUCAGUGUCUGACCAACGGCUAUGUAUGUUGGCGAAAGUUUGAGCUUUUAACUCUGUGUAAAAAAUAAUACUGAUACUUCU